Messenger RNA from Closterium sp. NIES-65, 279 nucleotides. The record is from the annotation of a GenBank genome assembly. Lineage: Eukaryota; Viridiplantae; Streptophyta; Zygnematophyceae; Desmidiales; Closteriaceae.
AUGAAGGUCAUUAAUGCAGUGCGCCAUCUUCCCCGGAGCGAUGCAACGUACUCCGAGCCGGGUAAGGGCGUCAAGGGGCUCGGCAAGAGGGAAGUUUCCAAGCUUCGUGUCGCCUGUGCGUUCAUGGCUCGCGGGCUGAAGCCGGAAAAGUGGGUCGCCGAGCUGUUCCCGGACACCUGGAAGGAGCAGAUGAAGAUGACGUUGGCCGACAUGGCCUGGGAGGACGUUGUGCAGCUUCCCCCGACCAAGACGUCGACCAAGCGCAAGAAGACCACGUAA